Molecule: messenger RNA, 4479 nt
Organism: Hypanus sabinus (Atlantic stingray)
Lineage: Eukaryota; Metazoa; Chordata; Chondrichthyes; Myliobatiformes; Dasyatidae
Product: carboxypeptidase A1-like
Exons: 12
Coding region: 90-1349 (419 amino acids)
Biological process (GO): proteolysis
Molecular function (GO): metallocarboxypeptidase activity; zinc ion binding
Source: RefSeq, a predicted model, not a curated record
GUGACACGAACAAUCCUGCCGCAAUCGGCGUGAUCUUCCCGCUUGCUCCGGUCGCCGGAAUUCGUUCAGCGGCCCGAAAGCUCCAGACAAUGAAGGCUCCCUGGCUCUUCCUCAAUAUUGUUCUUGUGGCUGCGCGCAGGCAGGUAACUUACAUUGGUGACCAGGUGCUCCGGAUCAGUGUCAACAGUCCGAAACAGUUUAAUCUGGUGAAGUCCCUCGAGCAGUUGGAGCAUCUGAAGCUUGAUUUCUGGAAAGAGCCCGUGAGGAUCUCCCUCCCCAUUGACCUGCGGAUUCCUGCAAAGCAUGUUAACACAAUCAAAACCUUUCUGAGGUCUAAUGAUAUUGCAUAUUCUGUCAUGAUCAAGAAUUUGCAGUCGCUGGUGGAUGAAGAGCGCAUAGGUGGAUUAAUUUCUGAGCUGAGACAGAAUGGCACCUACAGCUUUAACUAUCGGACCUAUCACCCGCUGAAAGAGAUUUACAGGUGGGUAAAGAAUCUUGCUGCUGAAAGCCCACAACUGGUCAGAAGAAUGAGAAUUGGUAGAAGUUCCCAAGGUCGGGCAAUUCAUGUCCUGAAGUUUAGCACCGGGCACGGGCGUCCUGCCGUGUGGAUCGAUGGCGGUAUUCAUGGGCGUGAGUGGAUAGCACCUGCUGUUGCAAUAUGGAUGGCAAAGAGGAUUACCACCGACUAUGGCAACAACCCCUCCUUUACAUCACUGCUGAAUAAAAUGGAUAUCUUCAUGGUGAUCAUGGCAAACCCUGAUGGCUACGUUUAUAGCCAAACUAAGAAUCGGAUGUGGCGGAAGACCAUGUCGAAGAGUCCUGGAACACAUUGCUUUGGAGUUGAUCCGAACAGGAAUUUUGAUGCAAACUUUGGAGGGAAUGGCAGUAGCAGAGUUCCAUGCUCAGAAAGUUACUGUGGGCCACACGCGCACUCUGAACCUGAGGUUAAGGCUAUCGUUGAUCUUAUCAAGAAGCAUGGCAAUUUCGUAGCUUUCAUUACACUCCACAGUUACUCUCAACGCUUGAUGCAUCCAUAUGGAUAUACACAGGAUACUCCGGAAAACCUCCAAGAACUGGAUACGUUGGCACGUGAGACAACUGAAGCUUUGGCCUCGUUGUACGGCACUCAGUAUUCAUAUGGAAGCAUCAUACAAAUGAUCAAUGAGAGUAGUGGGAACAGCAUUGAUUGGAGCUAUAACCAAGGUAUUAAGUACUCUUAUGCCUUUGAGCUGCGUGAUGAGGGUCAAUACGGCUUCAUGCUUCCACGGAGUCAGAUUGUUCCGACAGCUGAAGAGACAUGGUUGGCUGUAAAGAAGAUAAUGGAACAUGCCUCCAAUCACUUACCUUGACUUUGAACAUGUUGCAUGUUGAUUUUCCAAGAGGUUCUUGAUGUCAAACAACUGUGUAAUUGUACUGUUCCUAAAGCUUUCAGCUUUACAAUGAUAUAUUUUUGCAUAUAUUACUUAGGACAAAAUGAGUGCAAAGGAUUUCUCACAUCUCUGUCUUUUGAGGAUUUAUUAUCUGUUCAGUGUAUUGUGGCAAAAGCCAACUAAGGUCUGCCCCAGGUGAGGUUUAUUAGCUGUCUUGGUCACAGAAGUCACGAGCUAUUCGCAGUGUCAACAUGUAAAAGUUUGAACAUUGCUCGCAGCUGAUUAGUAUGUGAUCCUUGCAUGGUGAGUAACUCUGAACCCUGAGAGAAUUACUCUUGAAUCAGGCAUUAUUCUUAGCCCCAAGUAUUAAAGUUCAAAGUACAUUUGUCACAUAUGUACACUAUAUCCAGCCUUGAGAUUCUUCUAAUUGCUGGCAGUCACAAAGCAAAGAAGUGUAAUAGAACCCAUUAAAAACCACCACCACAAAAACAAAGACUGUCAGACACCCAGUGUUCAAAAAAACAGUUUACUCCUUAUAGGUUACUGUAAGCCCUGAAUGGAGGUUUAUUUAAAUACUUCUUCAGUGAUCAGAUCCAUGAUUCAGGGUUUGCUCCACCCUUUGUGUGUGAGAUUACUCUAAUCCUCAAGUGAAGGACCUCUGAAUAAUUCCAAUCCUCUAAAGAUCGAUCCGCAGUUGAGUGCUUACUUGUCUCCCUGCAGGAAAGCCUGCUGUAAUCCCACAAUGAGUAACCUCUCUACACUCUGAGUAAUGAGGUUAAUUUGAUCUCCAGGGGUUGUCUUACUCAUGUCUCACCCCGAAAGUACAUUUCAAUAUACGUAUAGGUUUAAACUGGUAACGAUCUUAUGUUAAGAAUCUACCUUUGUUGCAAGACAUAAGGAUUUACCUGGAGAUUUAUCUUACACUGAAACACAGUCUAGAGUUGGUGUUUUCUGUCAGCUGAGGGCUAGAGCAGUUCAUUUGAAGGUUUAUUCCAUUCUCCUCAUUGAAAGAUAUGUGGUUAAUCUUAAUAAUCUUGUUUAUCUAAAUUUAUUGCUUAGGGGUUUGUUUCAAUGUCAGGUUAAGGAUUUAUUCAGGUUAAAUUUCUCAGUUGAAGGAGUAAAUCCAUUCGUGAGUGUGUCGUGAACGCCUUCCAAAUCAGAUCAAGGAUUUAUCACAAACUCAUCAGUUGUCCUAGAGCUGUAUAUCAUGAAAGAAGGCCCUUCAGCCUACCUGGGGUGACCAACAAGUACCUCUUUCAUACUAAUCCCAAUUUCCAAUACUAAGUUUGUAGAUUUCUAUGCCACAGCAUUUCAAAUAAAUACUUCCAUUCAGUGAGAAUACCUACCUGCAACAACUUUUCACACGGGAUGUUCCAGAUUUCUAGGUGAGAAAAAAUUCUUCUUCAAAUCCGCUAUUUAUACCUUAAAUCCACACCCUCUAAUAACAGACACUUUUCCUAAGGGAAAAUGUUCCUAUGAACCCUGUGCAUGCCCCUCAUAAUUUUAUCCAUUCUGUCAGGUUUCCCUCUCCUCCACAGAAAACAAACCAACUUAUCUAGUCUUUCCCCAUAAGUGAAAUGUCCCAUUCUGCGAUGUUUCCUUCAAAAUGUUCCAUCUUGGUGAAUCUGCUCUGCACACUCUCCAGUGCAAUCUUACCCUUCCUAUAGUGUGGCAACAAGGGAUGCAUAGUAUGUUGCUAAUUUUUCAGUUUAUACAUUAGUACCAUAAGUUCAUUGUUGUGAUAUUUUUGUAUCACAAGCUCUGUGCUCUUAUAUUAUACCUGUGUAUUCUUAUUCCAGUUGUACUGUUUAAUUAUUGACUCCAUCUCAACAUGACACUUACUGAAUUACUCUAAUCUUAGUCAAAGGUACAUUUAAUGUCAGAGAAAUGUAUACAAUAUACAUCCUGAAAUACGUUUUCUUCAAACAUCCAGGAAAACAGGGGAGUGCCCCAAAGAAUGAACUUGAGAACCCCAAAGACCCUCCAGCUUCCCCCUCCCACGGGUAAGCAGCAGCGAGCAACAAUCCCCCCUCCCCCGGCAAAAAAAAAGCAAGCAUCAGCACCGCCACCGAGCACUCAAGGGAGAGGCAGGCAAUAGCAAAGACACAGACUUGCAGUUACCCCAAAGACUUUGCGUUUCCGCCGGCAUUCGGCAAACCACGGGUUCCCUCUCUCCCUAAUAAGGAAGAGGGAGGUGUCCCCCAUUUUCACAGCGAGCGGGGAGACGUAACAACAACCCACUGGUUUACGAUGUUAAAAGUCCAUUUCAUCACUUUUUACGAGCUCUGUGCCUGAAAAUGGCAAAGAUCUCGGAUCUUCGGGUCCAUAGAGAAAGAUCCCCGAUGACACACGAGUCUCCUGCCGUGACACUGACCCUCGAUUUGCCAUUCCGGAGAUCUUAGGCUUCCAAAUACGAGCGAGGCUCUCAGACAGAACCCUUGGCUUGCCGAACAAUGGCCGGUCCUGAAACCCCGAGAAUGGGUCCCAGUCCCACAAAGAACCAAAGUCUGCGUGUAACUCCAGGUCAGGGUCUUCAAAAGAACCCUGAAUGGGUAAAAAUAAAAGAUAUUAAAGAUGGAAAUAGCUGUUUCUGAAGAUGCAAGCAAAGAAGUUGCCGUUUAGCGCCAAGAAUCUUUAGAUUGGUAAAUCAGUGUAUGAUCGUCACGUAUACAGCGAAUAACUUUGUUUUGCAUGGUAUGCAUACAGAUCUCGUACUCGCAAAAGUAUAUCAACGUAGUACAAGAGAAAAGCAGAAACAGAAUGUAAGAUAUAGUGUUAGAUACAGAGAAAGGGCAGACAACACUACAAGGCAAUGAUGAGGUAAAUGGUGAGGUUAGUCUCAUUUUAUUGUUCAAUUGUUUUAUAACAGUAGGAUAGAAGCUGUCCUUGAGCUUGGAGUGAAUUGCUUUCAGACUUUGGUAUAUUCUGCCCAAUUGGAGAAGCAGAAAUCUAUGGGAUGGGAGGGGUCUUUGAUAAUGUGGGCUGCUUUAACACAGCAGUGAGUGUAGGCAUAGUCCAUGGAGGGGAGACUGUUUUCGUGAUGUGCUAAGCUGUGCCCACAACUCUGCAAUUUCUUGCAGUCAGUUUAACUAAUUUAAACAAUAUUUUA